GUACACUGGAGGUUCGCCGUGGUCUACAGUCGAGUUUCGAUGAUCCAAAGUGCGGUAAUUUGCCGCAUGACUGGUUCGGGACACUGAGAGCUUUGGCGGUUUAAUUUCGUACUUGAUGACGGCUAUCAAGGAUUCUGAAGAAUACUAAUCGUAGAAUAAAUCCAUCUGAAUGGCACUCGACGUCGUCUGCGGAAUUGCAAUAACAACAUAAUGUUUUCGCUCUUUGUGAAGUGGUAAAAGUGAAUUCAAGAGUUUGUCGUGUCAAAGACAUCUGAAAUUAACGCGAAUACGGUGGCAGAAAAGCGAAAACAACGAUUGAUCGAAAGCAAUUAAACGAAAUGAAAGUGAAAAGGUGCAAUAGUUUAAAAUCGGACAAUUUCCAUUAACAGCGAUAAUGUAAACAUGGUAAAUGCAUGUGGAGUUUAAACCCGGGUCGCAGAGAUAUGAUCAGUGCAGUGACCGCGAAUGUUUAUUAUUAUUAUUGUGGAUACUAAAUACUUGAAAAAGCGCAAUAUUGAAAGAGAAAUUCAACAAAGUGCAUACGGACAGGCGAUAGUUAUUGCACAAUCACUUUCUAGUCAGCUUAAUCAUGCUGAAGUCACAUCUGAAUUACCUGCUGUUAAUAGUGUUAUAUUUACUACUGUGCACUUGCAAUAACCUCGCAAACGAUGCAAACUAUAAUUCUGUAUAUAAUGAAGCAAUCAAGCCUGAAUUAAAAUCAGCAAUAGUAAAAGAUCUACCAAAGGAAUCAAAAUUUUUCGACGACUUUGACUUGAUCCCGCAGUCAUGUCGAUACAAGGGCCAGAAAUACGAGUGUGGCUUAUCAAUAUCAUGCGUUCUUAGCGGAGGUAAACCCAUGGAUUUGUGUUCGGGAGGAAUGAUUUGGUCAUGUUGUGUUGAAAAAGAGUUAACCACAAACGCCGAUACAAACGUUGGUGUUGUGCACAAUGCAAGCGACAUCAUUCAUUUGCAUGACAUUUAUCCAGACACUCCCCCGUACUACCAGCAUCAUCAUCAUCAUCCUCCACCAACAGAGUAUCCUUUUUAUGUACACAGCAGUGUUGAUCGUUUACCCCAAACGCCAGCUCUACCACCUCUCGAUCGACCGCCAUUUUCCUACUCGCCUCCGAACCAACGACCGAUUUGGGAGCAUGAAACGAAUAGCAUCAGUACAGCAUCGCAACAUGGCGUUACUAAUCAUAUUGACAACAAUUUUGGACUCUUCGACACCGGUCCCAGACCAGAACCGCCUUCGCAUUUCGGACCACCACCCCCACCUCUACCUCCAAUGGGGUCAUCCUCAAGCGAAGAAACAUACAGACCGUACGAAAGCGACGUUUAUCGUCCUGUCCCCGGUUGUGGAGAGGUAUUUACCAGAUCGAAUCGAAUCGUUGGCGGACAUUCAACAGGAUUUGCUUCCCAUCCUUGGCAAGUGGCUCUUAUCAAGUCAGGAUUCUUGACGAGGAAGUUGAGUUGCGGGGGAGCAUUGGUUUCUGAUCGAUGGGUGGUUACUGCUGCUCAUUGUGUUGCCACCACACCAAAUUCAAACAUGAAAAUACGUCUUGGUGAAUGGGAUGUUAGAGGACAUGAUGAACGGCUUGCUCAUGAAGAGUAUAAUAUUGAAAGAAAGGAGGUCCACCCCAAUUAUUCACCUUCAGAUUUCCAAAAUGAUUUAGCCCUCGUCAAGUUAGAUCGCCCAGUAAAAUAUAAACAGCACAUUCUUCCCGUCUGUCUACCACCAAAGUCUUCGAAACUCGUCGGUAAAAAGGCAACAGUUGCCGGAUGGGGUAGGACACGCCACGGACAAAGUACAGUACCGUCUGUAUUACAGGAAGUCGACGUCGAAGUAAUAUCGAACGAUCGCUGUCAGAGAUGGUUCCACGCUGCAGGACGUCACGAAGUCAUUCAUGAUGUUUUUCUAUGCGCGGGUUAUAAGGAGGGAGGUCGGGACUCAUGCCAGGGUGAUUCAGGUGGACCACUGACACUGACAUUAGAUGGACGCAAAACCCUCAUAGGUUUAGUUUCGUGGGGCAUUGGAUGCGGGCGCGAACAUUUACCAGGAGUUUACACCAACAUUCAGAAGUUUGUACCAUGGAUAGAUAAAGUAAUAGGAAAGGAAUCAUAACGCUAGAAAUAAUAUUAAAAGUAAUUUCUAUGUAAACCAUGUAUUGACAACUAGUGUUUAUUAAUUUAUUUUAUUAUAUUUCAUGAGUGUAUGACCUAUCAUUAAGCAUUCAUAAAAACGAGUUACACAUUCAAGUUCCCCAUGACGUCAAUAUUUGGGCCAAACAGAAUUUUCAUCUGAGUUGACAGUGCAAGGUCGAAAGUGAAUUUAAAUAUAUUAUUUUGUAAAAUACAUAUAAUGAUAUUGAUUAUCUAAAUAUCUAUCCAAUACGAACAUAACUAAACUGAAUGUGAAGAUUUACCCUGGAAGCCUAAGGAAUGUAUCAUUUUCGAAUGGUAAUGAAUAAGUAGGCGCAUAUUAUUGCGAAUUUAAAUACUUAAGAUAUGUCUUUUAUGUAAAUAAAUUAUGUAACAUUAUACAAUAUCCUAUACUUUUUCCAAGUAGAUAAUAAGCAUUAUAUUUUAUUCUCUUACUUCCGUUGCUACAGUCCCAAUUAGUACAAUUCGGAGGCAAAAUAAAUAUAUUCUCCAAUAAAGUUUAAACCAUAUGUACGCCAGGUAUUAA
Messenger RNA from Hermetia illucens (black soldier fly), 2689 nucleotides. Its product is annotated as serine proteinase stubble. The transcript is spliced from 6 exons. Lineage: Eukaryota; Metazoa; Arthropoda; Insecta; Diptera; Stratiomyidae. Gene Ontology annotation, molecular function: serine-type endopeptidase activity. The record is from RefSeq and is a predicted model, not a curated record. The coding region runs from base 590 to 2125 and encodes 511 amino acids. Gene Ontology annotation, biological process: proteolysis.